CUUUGACAGUCGUCCGCAAAGCCGCUGACAAGCCGAUAACGAGCACCGGCACCUGUAUAAGCAGUCUUGGCCAUCGCAGUCUGGAGAAGAAUGAAUGAGAGGAAGACCGUCGACGAGGACACGAUCGUUGUGCAACUCUCCGAAGCUAACAAGCUACAACUCUUUGACGAAGCAUUGAGGGCUCUUUCGGUCCAGAAACAAGAAUCGGCGCUUGCCUUAGACAGACUAAGGGAUUUCAAUCCGAAUAUCGGCAAAUGUGUACACGAGAAGGAGGACGCGGUGUCCAAGGCACCCUUCCGAUUACUGUUCCAACGGGAUGCACGAAUCAUCGCUGAUCGAAGCGCCAAAGUAUCGAGCUAUCUAGUGGUAAGCUACAGCUGGCACAACGAGUUUUGGAGUCCAGGAAACCCGGAACAGCAUAAGCCUUGGCCGUUCUGUGAAGCUAUUGCCGACACCAUUCUAGGUCUGCGAGAGUCAGUCGAUGAGGGUAUAUUCGUCGACCAACCUUGUAUUGACCAGAACAAUACCGAAGAAAAGCUCUAUGCCAUUGCCUCGAUGAAUAUAAUAUAUCGAAGCGCCCGACGCAUGAUUAUACUGCUUGAGGAUGUCAUGCUAACUGCGUCCGAGGAGGUGGUGCUGGGAAAGUUUUUAGGUGCAAUGUUGGAUGGCAAUGUUGACUCGGAGAUAGAGCCAUCAGAGAUGAUCCUCCUUGCCUCUGUCUUCACACGUGUUGCAUCUUCGAGAUGGUUUUCCCGCGCUUGGUGUGGGCAUGAGAUCAAGACGUCAAAAACCUGGAGGAACACAAGUCCCCUGAAGUCAGCCACGGUCCGAAUGUACGACGAAAGCGGAAAUGUUGUCAGGGCUCCUCUUCUGUUUUUCGUGUGGCUCGGCCCUGUUGUUUACCGAGUGCUCACUCAGCAAAAGCUAUCUCCGCUGUGGGAUCCAGAAGCUCAGCAGGACGCGUACUGGAAAUUCAGUACCGCCAUAGAAUGGUCUCCAUUCCAAAGAUUACCUUCGCUAGACUCUGGAGUUUCAUAUGCCCUCCAAUAUGCACGGAUCGGCCGUCUCCAAUGCUUGAUACCGAAAGACCGCAUCAAUAUAACGCUUAAUAUUUGUGGUAUCAAUCUCUACUACGACGGCCCGGCUAGUACUGAUGAUGAAUGCUUCUUCAUAUCUUGGCUUAUCGCGCUGGCUUUCAAACAAUUAUCAGUUCUGACCUGUACGGGACCUGCGUUGAGAUUAUCAACACAGACUGCUUCGUGGGCGCGCCACCCACGUGGAGACUACAUCCUCCCUGAACUCCAUCAUCAUGCCGUAUCGCCAGAUGCAGGCAUUAGCCGCAUAUCAGAGUCUUGGAUAGAGCUAGAUAUGCUUCUGUUUCACACUACCGCAAGCUACACAGCUACGAGAUUCGAAUCGCAGGCGAGUGAUGUCAUGACAGCGACAGCAAAACUUAAAGACAGGCAUUCUAAGUAUCAUAUACAACUUGUAGCGAUAUGUAUAGAGCAGGGAGUGGACUGGAUCAUCAAGACCGGACGGGCUCUCAAAGAAACAGCAAACUCCCAAGAACACCUCGUCGAGCUUUUCUCUGCGGUAGAUGACUCGACGUCGGGACUUGCUCGUGAAUUACUGGCUCUCCAGGGUUAUGCGGAGCAGACGACCCAUAGAUAUCUUGAGGCGUUCCUUGAGCCAGUAAAAGAGUGUUUGUUUGUCCUCAUGCAUCCAGAAUUCUACCCCAUGACCGUAGAAGACCAUGCUCUUAUCCAGGUCGAUCGGUAUGGUCACCGAGCUCUCACAAAAACCGUCACAUCCACUCGAGAGCAUUGUCUUGCCAUUCCCACUGGCUUGGCGCAUUCGUCCUACGGCAUCCAUGUCCGUCGAGCUUGGGUUCUCGAACGCGUCGACCAUGCCACAGGGCAAUGGCCUGUAAACCAAAAUACCACCGCGAGCCCCCCCUGCGCAGGUCCGACAAGAGACUUGCGAGUAAAGCCAUUUGUUGCGAGCGAUCAUUUGAGGGUACUAUCUACGAGGACACAAACCAGCGCUACAGAGCCUUUGGCGUGGAGAGUCGUCGAGAAAAUCCCUCUAGUAGGCUUCGAGACCAUAAAACCGGACGGCAAGUUUGUAAGCUUGUUGCAUGCACAGAAAGUCUGGGGAAGCGAUUUCUGGUACGACAGUAGAUAUCUACCGGAGACAAUCGAUUGAUCGUUCGCUGGGACGCAGCAUGAUGUAACUUACUGUCCUAAGUGGCAAUACAAGCCCAUCUUGAA
This is a messenger RNA of Pseudovirgaria hyperparasitica, 2270 nucleotides long. RefSeq lists its product as uncharacterized. The record is from RefSeq and is a predicted model, not a curated record. The transcript has a single exon. Bases 91 to 2205 code for a protein of 704 amino acids. Lineage: Eukaryota; Fungi; Ascomycota; Dothideomycetes; Acrospermales; Acrospermaceae.